Messenger RNA from Varanus komodoensis (Komodo dragon), 3127 nucleotides. RefSeq names its product glycosyltransferase like domain containing 1 (gene QTMAN). The coding region runs from base 671 to 2008 and encodes 445 amino acids. The transcript has 9 exons. The record is from RefSeq and is a predicted model, not a curated record. NCBI's taxonomy places the organism in Eukaryota, Metazoa, Chordata, Lepidosauria, Squamata, Varanidae.
ACCAAUAGUUGUUCCAAUAAAUGGGAGAGAUGUGUCAACUCUUUUAGGACUAAACUUGUUUUACAGAGGAAUUUUUUUGCAAAUUAAAGAAAUUUGGUUUGUGGCUGCUGACAUUGAUAAGAUGUUUCGAAUGUGAAAGAGAACAGGAUUUUUGCAAGGUCUUUGAAAAAUGAAACUGAAAUGAAACUGAAAAGGACCCACACAGCCUUCUUAUGGAAAAUGUGUCACAUUUACACCAUUGGGGAAAUUGAAAUAGUUGGUGGUGAUUGUGAUUUAGAUGAGAAACACUAGAGUACUCUAUGGCAUAGUGCCAUUCAGAAGUGUUACUAGGUUAUGAGAGAGGAUAUGUCCAUUUUAGAGUGGUUUGUCGAUAUACUUUCAGUGGUAAUCUUUUCUUUUUAUGAGUAAUAUAACCAUUCAUUACAAUAUAAAUUAUUUUUUGAUAGUACCACUAAAUGCACAGAAUUAGUUGAGUGGGCAUCUUUGUUGUGGAUGUUUACAUCCCAAAGGGUGGCCCUGCAUGUAUGAAUAUUCCUCUGUAUCCACAAUUCUGUUCCAGCCAUAUACAAAAUGGUAUUCAUGUUUUCCAGGCGGUGUGGAAAGCACAGCUGCACCUUGCUUUCCUUGGCUAUUGGAGCAACAUGAUAAGGCAGCUUUGUGAGUCUCCACCAUGUCAUAUCUACCCCUGAAAAUAGAGUUUAUGCAAGCUGGGGAGAGAAAAGAACGUAGGAUCCUUCCAUGUAUUCCCAGGGUGCUUGUGUGGCAUGCCAGAAAUUCAACAGAAUGGAUGUGGAGGAUCCUCUUUGCAAGCUCAGUGCUUAACCUGACUGAACUUGUUGCCCUUCGGCCUGACCUUGGCAAAUUGAAAAAGGUCCUUUACUUCCAUGAGAACCAAUUGACAUAUCCUGUCCAGAAAUGUCAGGAAAGGGACUUCCAGUAUGGAUACAACCAGAUUCUUUCAUGUUUAGUUGCUGACAUUGUGGUGUUCAACUCUGCUUAUAAUAUGGAGUCAUUUUUAACAUCUAUUGGAAAAUUCAUGAAGCUGAUACCUGACCAUAGACCUAAGCAUCUGGAAAAGUUAAUCAGGCCAAAAUGCCAAGUCCUUUACUUUCCCGUGAAGUUCCCUGAUAUAAGCAGGUUCAUGCCAGAACACAAACUACCUCAUAUUGAGAAGGCACCAGAUUCUGAAGGAACUGGAGAUACGUGCCUGUUUAUGGCUCUGCCUUUCCAAGAAAAGAGUGGUGGAACUACAGGUUUAAGAAACAGCAACACUUUGGGCUGUGGGUCUGAACAGUCUGAAUUACAAUCUGAGCAAAGUUCCUCCUGGCCAGAGACACCACAGAACCAACCAGCAACAUUAGAGAAAGUGGAGAAGCCGGUAUCUUCUAAAAGCCCAAAACCUUAUCAAAGGGAAGAUAGUCAAAGUGUGACUUUUAACCUUACCAUUGUCUCAGAUAGCUCAGGCUGUCAGCAGAAACCUUUGCACAUUGUUUGGCCUCACAGGUGGGAACAUGAUAAGGAUCCGGAAAGUUUCUUUAAGGUACUCCUGAGAAUGAAAGAGAUAGAACUGAGUUUUCAUGUGUCAGUUCUUGGAGAGACCUUCACUGAUGUUCCAGAUAUAUUUUCAGAGGCCAAAAAGACAUUGGGAUCGUCUGUCUUACACUGGGGCUACUUACCUAGCAGAGAUGAGUAUUUCCAAGUUUUGUGCAUGGCUGAUGUUGUCAUCUCCACAGCUAAACAUGAAUUCUUUGGCGUGGCAAUGAUAGAAGCAGUAUACUGUGGCUGUUAUCCGCUCUGCCCCAAAGCUUUGGUCUAUCCAGAAAUAUUUCCAGCUGAAUAUCUGUAUUCUACACCUGAACAGCUUUUUAAAAGGCUUCAGAAUUUCUGCAAGAGACCAGAUAUUGUAAGGAAACAUCUCUAUAAGGGAGAGAUGUCUCAGUUUUCUUGGGCAGCGCUCCGUGGUAAAUUCAGGUCUCUGCUCACAACAGAACCCCAGGAAGAUUUGUGACAGAUGGGGCUAAGUCACAAACUUGCAGCCUAAGGCAAAAUCUGUAGAACUUUCCAGAGUGUGCCCAUAUUUACCUGAUCAGAGAGAAAAGAAAAGCUGCAGAGGAAGCUCAGCCUGGCUGCUUGUCAUAGCUGACACAGAGCCAUCUGCCACAAACCUGUGGCGGCUUCAGAUCUCCAAUCCCUGCCACCACCCCGACUCAAAUUAAAUACAGAUUCCGAGAGACGUUACGAUGGUUACACAUGUCCUCGGCAUCACAUGCAGGAGACUGUUCAGAAAAAAAAAGAAGAAGAAGAGGAGAGAAAAGAAAUGUGGCCUGUUGUAUAACUGCACUCAUGUAUCCCAUAUGUGGUGCCACAUUGAAUUUCCGGUUGAAUCUGUUUCUCUCCUUUGUACUGGAUGACACGAUGCCUGAAUUCUUUCUCUUUGCUGACGUGAUGGCAGCCAAGAUUGCAGCUUCAAACGCUCGCUUCUUGGCUGCCUUUCCACCCAGGUUGCCAGGUUAUCACUGCAGCCUCACUGUGUCCUCCGAGGGCCACAGGGUCUGAAAGGAGGGCCAGCAUCACCUGGACUAAUUGGGCAGGCCUCUAGGAAUUGUUCUGAGGCAAAGGGCUGCUUUGCACUUUUUGUCUUCCCCUCUCUUUCUCUCCUCCCCCCUUUUGCAAAUUAAUGACUCUGUGGCACAGGGGUUUUUAAACGAAGGUAUUAAUAAGGGUCUGGCAGGUACUCCCAUGAUUCACAGAGCUACAUUUGCAUUUAAUUAAUCUUAAAGAAAGCUGCAAGAUAAACAGCUGUAAUUCAAACUAGCAUGGGAAAUAUGCUACAUGGUGCCAUCUAUCCGAUAAAAUGAAAGCUGAGACACUUGUUUUAUUUCUCUCAAGGUUGAAGAACAAACAGAUAGACGUCAGAAUGGUUUUACACACACACCAGUUGUUUUAACAUUACUGCCUGGCUCAUUUUAAGGGGGGUGGGAGGAGAACUUUGUAUCCACCUUACAAAUAUAAGCAGUUCAAGAGAAAUUCACUACUAUUCUAAGUCAAGUGGCUGCAUUUGUACAUGUUGAAUGUUUUGAAGAUUUGUACAGUGCUUUUUUAAUAAAGUGCCCACUGCAAUUUUUAA